Beauveria bassiana ARSEF 2860 is the source of this 1713-nucleotide messenger RNA. Its product is annotated as WD domain-containing protein. The coding region runs from base 1 to 1713 and encodes 570 amino acids. The transcript has a single exon. Lineage: Eukaryota; Fungi; Ascomycota; Sordariomycetes; Hypocreales; Cordycipitaceae. Gene Ontology annotation, biological process: regulation of DNA double-strand break processing. Gene Ontology annotation, cellular component: site of double-strand break; nucleus. Gene Ontology annotation, molecular function: protein binding. The record is from RefSeq and is a predicted model, not a curated record.
AUGUCGAGCGAGGAUUACGAGGUCGAGAUUCCGGAAUUGGCAGCGGAUGAUCCUAUGCGAGCAUUCCUGCCAGCGGCUUUUGGAAAAAAGGAUAAAGCGAUAAAUAUCGCGGCGCAAAUCGACAAGAGCCGCAGGGUGGUUACAAAUCCUACAGCCUCGCAUCAGCAGACAAAAAAGGGGGGCAAUUCUAGUUCAGACGACAGCGACAGCGACAGCGACAGCGAUUCUGAUGAUGGCGACGAAUAUCCAGUCACUCAUGAGAUGGUGAUUGCAACGGCUAGCCGUGCUGUAACCACCGUAUCUCUCGAUCCCUCUGGCGGCCGACUGGCGACGGGCUCGACCGAUUGUACCGUGAAACUCCACGAUUUCUCGUCCAUGACACCCACAACAAUUCGUGCCUUUCGAACAACAGAUCCAUUCGAAGCCAAGGUUACAGACAACGCAGAGUCGCACCCCAUUCACCACAUCGAGUUCAAUCCACAAGCUGGCAGCGCUCUUCUUUGCAUCUCGGCACAUCCGCAAGCCAAAAUUUUGUCUCGCGACGGUGAAGUGCUGACCACAUUUGUCAAGGGCGACAUGUACCUGCGAGAUAUGCACAUUACAAAAGGCCAUAUUUCGGAAAUCACUAGCGGCACAUGGCAUCCCACGGAUAGAAAUCAGCUUGUCACAGCGGGUACGGACAGUACUUUACGAAUUUGGGACAUCAAUUAUAAGCGAUCGCAGAAGCAAGUCGUCGUAUUCAAAUCAAAAGCAGCAGGCUCAGCUGGACGGUCGAAACUGACGGCCGUUGCGUGGGGAACAUCGGCACAGGGUGGCAGCAAUGUUCUGAUCGGAGCUGCAUUGGACGGGACGCUGGUCAUGUACGGUGGCGAUGGGCCAUUCUCAAGACCGGCUGGAGAAAUUUCCGAAGCGCACAAGCCGCAGACUUGGACCGGAGGCAUCGAUAUCUCUGGCGACGGACGUAUGGUGGUUACACGAGGAGGGGACGAUCUGAUCAAACUGUGGGAUACGAGAAAAUUUACGAAGCCAUUGGUAACGGUGUCACAUCCGUCUACCUCGAAUGCUCAUCCGACAAGCAAUAUUCGUUAUGCGCCCAACUCGACGAGCAUCAUUACAGGCUCCGCCACGGGACAUUUGCACAUUCUAAAUCCUGGGAAUUUACAGCCCGAACACGUCACGCCUAUUACGCCCGGAUCACCUCUUAUUACUGUGGAUUGGCAUCCCAAGAUUAACCAGAUUAUUACCGGGUCCGCAAACGCGGAGACGCAUGUUCUUUAUAAUCCAGACAAGUCGAUAAGAGGAGCGGUGGAAGUCAUGUCACGCGUCCCGAAGAAGCGACAUAUCGAUGACAACUCUGCAUUGACUACAGACCAGUCGAUGGGUAUGUCGGGCGAUGCCAUUAUCACACCAGGCGCGGUGCCGAAGAAGAGCGGCACGGUCGGGGGCAGCUCAAAGGACCCACGCCGUCCACACGUACCGCAGCAGACACCUUUCCAGCGCAGCCAACCGGACGAGAAACACGUUGCGGAGAGCAUACCGCUCGCGCAAAUGCUUCACGAAGACCCUCGCGAAGCUUUGUUGAAGUAUGCUGACAAGGCCAAGAAUGAUCCCAUGUUUACCAAGGCCUGGAGUAAGACGCAACCAGAGACGCAGUAUGCGAACAUUAGUGAUGAGGAAGAGGAUGGCCACGAUAAGAAGAGGGCCAAAAGGUGA